Messenger RNA from Clavispora lusitaniae ATCC 42720, 918 nucleotides. RefSeq names its product mitochondrial 54S ribosomal protein uL1m. The record is from RefSeq and is a predicted model, not a curated record. Lineage: Eukaryota; Fungi; Ascomycota; Pichiomycetes; Serinales; Metschnikowiaceae. Gene Ontology annotation, cellular component: mitochondrial large ribosomal subunit. Gene Ontology annotation, biological process: translation. Gene Ontology annotation, molecular function: RNA binding; structural constituent of ribosome.
AUGUGUAUUACAUCACGUGUAUUACAAACCCUCGCUCCAUCAAAUUUUUCCUCCACCGUAAUGCAACACUAUCUAAUGUUGGCCGCCUCUUUCCAGAGAUCUUUGAAGCUAACUGCGCCGCUCAUACGCAGCUUUUCUACAAGGCUGGUCCUUCUCAACGGCGUGCCAAAUGCCCGCCCGUCCCCAAAAGAUCACGCAGUGAAAGACCCAAAGGUUUUGGCAAAGAGAGCCCAGGCCAAGAAAGCCAAGCAGAAACAACUGCCAUCCUUGCAUCCGCUCUACAUGGAAGUGCCAACAGCAAUGCGCUACAUGCGUGCGGCAGAAGUGGGUCAGCCUGCAAAGAAAACAACCGUUUCCAUACAACUCACCGUUCUUCCAGAAAAGGGUUCCACGCCGUUGCAGGGUAAGAUUUUCUUCCCUAAAGCCAUCAAGGACAACAAGGCCAUUGUUUUCACUCUGGACGAAGACGUCCGCGCCAAACUUUUCGCUCUCGACGAGAGAAUUCUUGUAGGUGGCUCGGACUUGGUUGAGCAAAUCCAGCUGGGCGCUGUCGAUGUUAGCAAAUUCAACCAAUCGUACGCCACGCCGGAAAUGGUGGCGUUCCUUCGGCCCAUUGCGCGUGUCUUGGGUCCCAAGGGAUUGAUGCCUACUGCUAAAAGAGGCACAGUGUCCGAGGAUAUUGUGCUGCUUAUCGAGGAAAACUUUGGUGCAUUCAAUUUCAAGCAAAAGGGCAACCUUUUGAGCAUUCCUGUGGCGCGCUGUGACUUCAGUGACGAGGAGGUGAUACGGAACAUCCAGGCUGCCUCUGAAGCUGUUUACGCGUGCCAGCCACCAGGAACGAAGAAGCCCAAUUUGAUUGGUCAAUGUUGUUUGAGCAGCACUUUGGGCCCUGCCGUUGUCAUCGACUUCAAAAAUUAG